Protobothrops mucrosquamatus (brown spotted pit viper) is the source of this 1515-nucleotide messenger RNA. It is a transcript of the gene SMPD5, whose product is annotated as sphingomyelin phosphodiesterase 5. Lineage: Eukaryota; Metazoa; Chordata; Lepidosauria; Squamata; Viperidae. Gene Ontology annotation, cellular component: cytoplasm; extracellular region. The transcript is spliced from 7 exons. Gene Ontology annotation, molecular function: sphingomyelin phosphodiesterase activity. The coding region runs from base 1 to 1515 and encodes 504 amino acids. Gene Ontology annotation, biological process: sphingomyelin metabolic process. The record is from RefSeq and is a predicted model, not a curated record.
AUGGGCCUCCGGGAGUCGCCGUACUCCAGCAGCAUCCUGGGGGGCCUGGACACCAUCGCGAGGGCCCUGCUGUUCCCCGGCUACUGGCUGACCAACGAGGUGCUAGCCCUGCAGCGGACCACGGCGGAGCAGCCCGGCUGCGCGCCCCACGCCCUGGAAGUGGCGGUCCGGGGGCCGCUGCUGCUGCUGCUGCUGCUGUUCUACAGCCCCAUCUCGCUGUUGGCCUUCCUGCUCUGGCUGCCCCUGCAGGGUGCCCGGCGCCCCUUCGCCUACCAGCACACACCCGGCCGAGCUUCUCCCGAGUUGUGGGCACUGCCCGGCCCGGCCAGGACCCUCAGCCUCCUCAGCGGGAAUGUCUGCCUGCUCCCUGAGGGGCUGGCCAAGUUCAGCAACCUCUGGCGGACCCAGUGGCGGGCCAGGCACCUCGGCCAGAUUCUGGCGCAGGCGGCACAGUGCUCCACCCCCUAUGCCCCUGCUGGGGCCCCCAAUGGGCUGCUGGGCCCCCCUGCCGGUGUCCUGAACCACCCCGCAGGUGAUUCUGUGGUAACCAUGGAGCUGCCCCUCAUGGAGGAGGUGGGGGCCCUGGCAGCAGAGGCCAACGGGCUCCGGGAGAUCUCCAUCUGCUUCCCUCCGAAUAUGGACAUUGUGUGCCUGCAGGAGGUCUUUGACCCCCGGGCCUCUGCCCACCUGUGCCGGUUCCUCGGGCCCCAAUAUGAACACAUCGUCUAUGACGUGGGCACCUACGGCCUGCAUGCCGGCCCUGCUCUGAAGCUGCUGAACAGCGGGCUCUUCCUGGCCAGCCGCUACCCCCUCUUGGCCGUGGAGUUCCACUGCUACUCCAACGCCAGCGGCGAGGAUGCCUUGGCUGCGAAGGGCCUGCUGUGCGCGCAGGUGCAGCUGGGAGCUUGCCAAGGGCGAAGGGUCAUUGGAUACCUGAACUGCACCCACCUGCAGGCCCCCGAAGCCGACGGGCCCAUCCGGUGCCAGCAGCUGAGCCUCUGCCUGCUCUGGAUGCAGCUCUUCCAGGACAGCCACGCCCAGCCGGGGGACGUGGUAGCCUUCGACCUCUUCUGUGGGGACCUCAAUUUCGACACCUGCUCUCCAGGUGACGGGAUGGAACAAGGCCACGAGAUCUUCAAUCGGUACACGGACCCCUGUCGCAUCGGGCCUCGCAAGGACCAUCCUUGGGCCAUCGGGACGCUGAUGAACACGCUGCGCAUCUACGAUGAGGCUGUGGCCACCCCAGGGAACCUGAGGAGGACUCUGGAGAAUCCGGAGGAGCGCAGGAAGUACCUGGCAGGCCCCCUCCAGGCCGAUGGCAGCGCCAACCUCUCGACAACCGGGCACGAAGGGAGGCGCAUUGACUAUACUCUUUACCGGCAACAUGCGGGCCCGGUGCCCUUGAAGACCACGCUGGAGAAAGUCUCCUUUUUCACCCAGCUGGCCACCUGCUCGGACCACUUGCCUGUCGGACUGCAACUCCUGGUGUCCUCGGAGGUGGAACCGGAAGAGUGA